Molecule: messenger RNA, 1020 nt
Organism: Branchiostoma belcheri (Belcher's lancelet)
Lineage: Eukaryota; Metazoa; Chordata; Leptocardii; Amphioxiformes; Branchiostomatidae
Product: protein TEX261-like
Exons: 6
Coding region: 95-724 (209 amino acids)
Biological process (GO): endoplasmic reticulum to Golgi vesicle-mediated transport
Cellular component (GO): Golgi membrane; COPII-coated ER to Golgi transport vesicle; endoplasmic reticulum membrane
Molecular function (GO): COPII receptor activity
Source: RefSeq, a predicted model, not a curated record
AGCAUGUUCCAAAUGCUACCAGGAUUUAGACGUGUUGUACAGGGGAGCCUCAGUUGGUUCGUUUGUCGGUCGAUUUUGUGACUUUGGCAUCAAAAUGUGGUUUCUCUGGCUCCUGUCCUUCGUGUCCAUGGCCAUCCAGAUGGUCUUCAUCACCUUGGCCAUCGCGGCUGGGUUGUACUAUCUUGCUGAACUGGUGGAAGAAUACACGGUGCUGACGGCAAAAGUCAUCAAAAUCAUGAUCAUUUGUACAACUGCAGUGUUCAUCGGCCUGUGGCUGUUUGAAGGCAUGCCGUUCAUGAUGAUUGGCUGUGGACUGGUAACAAACGGAGUCUUCGUCAUGCUGCUGGGAACUUUCCCCUUCUUCAGUUUCUCUUCUCCCAGUUUCAUCCUAGGAGUUGUCCUGGUUGUAGUGAAUCACUACUUGGCCUUCAACUACUUUGCUACAGAGUGGCACCCAUUUUCAGAAGUCCUGGGGUAUUUCACAGUGUGUUUGUGGCUGGUCCCGUUUGCGUUCUUCGUGUCCCUGUCGGCAUCAGAACUCACCCUCCCCACCGUCAACCAACAACAACCGGGAAAACAGAACCAGUAUCAAACCUUCGACAACAAAGAUGACGUUGUCACCAGUUAUUUCACCAAAGGGAGAAGAAGCAAGAGGUCCGGUCUCUUGUCCCUUUUCGAGUACGCCAAAGACUCUGUCCUGCCAACUCGAGCAAAGACGUUCUAAGACUCUACAGAAGAUACAAGAGCCAAAAAGUCAAUCUUAGAUUCUCUGAGGGUCUAGAAGAUGCUGAGUGUUCAAGAUAUUUGUGGAAACCACUCUCCAAACAAACAAUUUUUGUCAUACUUUGGUAGUCGGGAAAUUGCAUUGAGUGAAGUAUCGCUUGUGUUCUUAGACUUGUUGUAGGUCAGUGUGCCUAAAUGUUAUGAGGUUUAAGCUUCGGUCACAACCCGCCGUUUUUUGGGAGGCUACUUUACAUCUGUUACGUUUUUUCUGAAAACGUGGGGAAGGAGUGGCGUCGA